Messenger RNA from Struthio camelus australis, 9022 nucleotides. The record is from RefSeq and is a predicted model, not a curated record. NCBI's taxonomy places the organism in Eukaryota, Metazoa, Chordata, Aves, Struthioniformes, Struthionidae.
AUGAAAGGUGCUUUUCUUAUUCCUUAUAUCCUCUUCCUAAUCAUUGCUGGAAUGCCCCUGUUCUAUAUGGAGUUAGCGCUGGGACAGUAUAACCGAGAAGGGGCAGCCACAGUGUGGAAAAUCUGCCCGGUUUUCAAAGGUGUAGGCUAUGCGGUGAUACUCAUAGCUCUUUACGUGGGUUUCUACUACAACGUUAUCAUAGCUUGGUCUCUGUAUUAUCUGUUUUCAUCAUUCACAUUUGAGCUCCCCUGGACGAACUGCGGCAACAGUUGGAAUAGCCCAAACUGUACAGAUCCCAAACUCCUCAAUGCAUCAGUGCUUGGCAAUGGCACCAAGUACUCCAAGUACAAGCUCACUCCAGCUGCUGAAUUUUAUGAGCGAGGAGUUCUGCACCUGCAUGAAAGCCGUGGCAUCCACGACCUCGGCUUGCCACGCUGGCAGCUGUCCCUCUGCCUCUUGGUGGUGGUGAUCAUUCUUUUCUUUAGUCUGUGGAAAGGCGUGAAGACUUCAGGAAAGGUUGUGUGGAUAACAGCCACUUUGCCUUACGUUGUAUUAUUUGUCUUGUUAAUACAUGGCAUUACCUUGCCUGGUGCAUACAAUGGAAUAAAUGCAUACCUGCACAUAGAUUUCAGAAGAUUAAAAGAAGCCACAGUAUGGAUUGAUGCAGCCACUCAAAUAUUUUACUCCUUAGGAGCUGGGUUUGGAGUUUUAAUUGCAUUUGCCAGUUACAAUAAGUUUGACAACAACUGUUACAGGGACGCUUUGCUGACUAGUACCAUUAACUGUGUCACAAGCUUCAUCUCAGGAUUCGCAAUUUUCUCCAUACUGGGCUACAUGGCUCAUGAGCACAAAGUUAAAAUUGAGGAUGUAGCCACUGAAGGAGCUGGUUUAGUUUUUAUCCUUUAUCCAGAGGCAAUUUCAACUCUUUCAGGAUCUACGUUUUGGGCUGUGGUAUUCUUCAUCAUGCUCCUUACUCUUGGCAUUGACAGUUCUAUGGGUGGAAUGGAAGCUGUCAUCACUGGCUUGGCAGAUGAUUUCCAAAUUCUCAAGCAGCACAGAAAACUCUUCACCUUUGGUGUUUCUUUUGGCACUUUCCUACUUGCCCUGUUUUGUAUCACCAAUGGUGGAAUUUAUGUGCUCACACUUCUGGACACAUUUGCAGCUGGGACUUCUAUAUUGUUUGCGGUUUUAAUGGAGGCAAUUGGCGUUUCCUGGUUUUAUGGUGUGGACAGAUUCAGUGAAGAUAUCCAACAGAUGAUGGGCUUCAAGCCAGGCCUCUACUGGAGACUGUGCUGGAAAUUUGUUAGUCCUGCUUUUUUAUUGUUUGUCGUGAUAGUCAGCAUAAUAAAUUUCAAACCUCUGACGUACGACGACUACACCUUCCCUCUCUGGGCAAAUCGUAUUGGCUGGGGAAUAGCAUUAUCUUCAAUGAUACUUGUGCCUGCCUAUAUUAUCUAUAAAUUUAUGAAUGCACGUGGGACCUUUAAAGAAAGGCUAGCUUACUGCAUCACACCUGAAAAUGAACACCAUCUUGUGGCUCAAGGAAAUGUCAGGCAGUUUAAGCUUCAACACUGGCUAACAAUAUGACAACUGACAGGUUGAGGAAAAAGCCAAUAUGUUAAGCAAAACUGGGAAUACAGAAAAUUCAAGUUCAAAGCUCCCUCGAUUAUGCUUGGACCAGGCUGGCUCAGACCUUAUCUACUGACUCUUUGAGGGAAGAUAUCUGCUCUCUGUUCUCAAUGCCUCCCCUCUAUUACCUGGCUUUAAAUGAUCUUUAAAGACCGAAUUUAAUUUUUCUUAUAUCUUUUGGUGCCAUGAGAUCCCUACAUGAGCAAAACUUGUGAGCUUUGCUAUUGGUAGAAGUGGAGGAGGCGAGAGCAGAGAAAAAACAUAAGUUAAAGGCUCUUUUAUCCUGGAGAAGUGUAUUAAACUUUUCUGACAGUAAUAAUUACUUCAGAUAUUCAUGCCACGAUCUGUUUUCAAACAACAAUACCUGAACGCUCUUAGAUCUUUAAGGAAAGAGCGCAUCUGAAUUGUAAGAAAAGAGCAACUUGAACUAUGUAUUAAUGUCAUUAGCUUUCUUGCCAUACUAUCCUUUGGGAUAUGAGUUUGCAUCCUUCUGAAGUGAAGACUCAGUGCUUCACUUUCAGCGGUUUGUUAUUAGUCUCUUCUCUUGGUGAAGAAGGUUGUCUUUGCUGUAUAUGUCCGUGCCAUUUUAAUUUCUGUGCAGUUUAACUAUACAAGCUGAAGAGUAACAGGAAUGGAAUUUCUGUUGUGGCUACUGAGUACAGAAUACAGUUCAUUUCCACACUGUACUUGAAACAUAUUCCCUUAUGUCAACAAUUAAAAUGGCUUUAUCAUAAGAUCCAUACUCUACAGACUUAUUCAGUUAAGUGCCAAGUUAUAUACAAUAGUUUUGUUAUUUUUUGUGCCAAAUAAUGUACAGUAUAUAAAAUAGUACAUAGGAAUAGAGAUAAUGAUUUUUAGAAUAAGCUGAUCUACCCAGAGGCACCAAAAUACCAAACUUGGGCUUUACUCUGCUGUUGUGGGCACACUAUUACAAUAUCAUCUGGAUUCACCUACCAAAACAUCGUAAGACUGUGUUGAACACCUUAGAAGAUAUUUUAGGCAUACUCAGCUCUAGGCCUACUCCUGCUCUUCUCUCUCUCCAGUAGCAUUAUGCAAGCUAGAAGACAUAAAACAAACUCUACAUUUGGGUGCUGUUCUUGUUCUCUGUCAUCACUUAUCAUUAUAGUGUCUUUCCACUGAUCACUAGACUCAGUAGCUUUAAAUUACUUCUUAUACUCAUCGCUAGAUCUAUACUAAUUUUCAGAGGCAGCAGCUUCUCAGUUGAAUCCAGCCUGGAGUUUACCUCUGAACCUUACCUCUGAAUAUUUUUGCCUCUAUACAUUCAGUUCAGUUUCUUACCUUCUAAACAUAUACCGUGCUUCCUUUUUUUAAAGGACCAUUUAAAAGGACGGUGGGUUUUUUUUACUAUACAAGAAAAAAAUAUUUUAUAAAAGCCCAGCUUAAAAGUCCAAUGUUAAAUGGGAAAGAGCAAAAUCACUUGGAUUUCUGUCCAAAAUAAUGGAAGCGAAACCUCUUCUUUCCUUAUUCAUACUUUUCCUCCAACAGAAUCAAUACUUCAGAAUGAAUCGAGUAUUGUCUCUUGCUUAAGAGCCUAUGUAACAAAGCAGUGGUUUUAUUUAAGCAGGGCUUUAAGUCCAAAGGACACUGUCUUCUAAUCGUAAAAUAAGUCAUAUUUUCUGGCCCAAGUGAUGGCAAAUAACAUUUCCAAAUAUAUUUUAAUAAUAAGGGGGUUUCAAAUGUUGCUGUUAGUUUUAUAAUGACAUGAAAGUCCAAACAGUGAAAAUGUUGAGUGCUUCAAAAAAAGAACCAUCCCCCCCAACUCCAUGCUGAAUCCUAUUUUUAUUGUUUGCUAAACCCCAUAGGGAUCACCUUUCAUUAUUAUAAACCUUACUUUUCAAUAACACAGCUGUUUCAGUCAUGGUUUGACAUAUCUCAAAAGUUUCUUAGCAUAGAUAUAAUUAUUAAGUUUUGAAAGUCUCGGGAGCUCUUUAACAUGGAGUUUUAAUGGCCUAUCACAUUUUACAUUGUUUAGUUCGCACAUGAUCAUAAAUGCUAACAACCUACAUCAAUGUUCACUUGUGAAAACCCACCCAUCUAUAGCAAAAUCCACAUAUGGAAAGUUACAUUUCAUCACCACUCUGCUCUAAAGCUUGGGUGAAGUUGGGAGUGAAAUCAGCUUUACCCAGCACGUUAGGGUUUGACUAUUUGUAAUGCCAACUCCUAAAGCAAUUACCCACUACAUUAUUUUUAUUUCUAAUGCUGUAUAACUUAUUAGGUUAAGUACAGUAUUUAUAGCUCAGGAUGCUGCACUAUUGCCAUCUUGUUCUGAGAUUUUUUUUUAUAGGCAAAGAAUUUAUAACUGAUACAGAAGACAACAGGCAAAUCUGAGGGAUAGCAGGAAUCUUAUUACCAUGAAUAGUCCUAAGAAAUACUUCAUACUGAGGGAUUGUGCAGCUGGGCUUUAAGAGUAAAGGUGUUGCCCAGAGGAAUUCUCUCAGAAACAUCGUGACUUUCCUCUGUCCCACAGAUAGAAAACAAUGUCCUUAAUUCUCCAUGGAAUAAGAUGCUCAACUACCUCAUGCCUCCUGGAUGAUAGGUGAUGCCAUUAAACACCAACCAAUGUCUAUUCAAGAAAAAUAGCUUUGUGAAGACCAGGUUAUACUCCUUUCCUCAACUCAGCGAUGUGGUACAGACAGAUAGCCCAAUAAAGAGUCACAGCUCUGUCACCCAGCUCCUUAUGGGUACCUGCUUUGAGCUUCCUAAUGUAUUUUCAGUAUGGAAAGGAUGAACUGUCAUGAAGAUGCUCAUCUCCCUUUUCUUCAGUCACUGUAGUUACAGAGAUCGCCCAAUCAGGUUCUCAUUGCUCACGUCAUUUCUUAACUGCAAAUCAUCUAAGUCUGUCUUGAAUUUCCAGCUAAGCAGAGGCUGUUUCCCUUAGAUAUACCUGUUUGGGGGAGCAGACUAGUUCCACAAACGGGUGCUUUCCCAAGGUAAUACACAGAAGGGUGCCAUUCAUCUCAGCCACAUGCUCACUGAUGGAAAAAACUCAGGAUUAGCAGAGCUUGAAGUCCCUUCCUUUGCCACAAUCACCACCUUUUCCAUGCUCUAUCAUCACCGUGAGCUUUUAGCCACACUGCCAGAAAUAUUUCCUGCUUCUACAUUAGAUCUCUUUCAGAAAAGAAUGAAUGACUUUGAGCUCAAACUUUGGAUUUCCAGCCUCUCCUGAAAUCCUGAGAUAAGCAGAUGCUGGUGGAGGAGACAGCUCACUUCCAAAAGUGGAAAAUUUUGAUUACAAGCCUAUUUAAAAUGCAGUAUCGUUUGCUUGCUAGUAGUUCUGGUGGCAUGCCAGUAGAAAGAACUGAGGGAAGCAAUUCAAUAGCUCAUUUGACAGCUCUAGAAAACAGUCUUGUAAGCCUUCUUUAAACCUGAUAAAGGGGCUUAUUGUACAUUAGUCUUUCUCUCCUGACCAGUCCUACCUUCCUCCCUAUAACUGAAAUAUGGGCCUACCUGCGAUCCUUACUGUUUUACCAAGCAACGUAAAGUUAACUAGUACCAAGGAGAGAGAUCUGCCAUUUUUUUUAUUCCUUCUGCUGCCAUUCAGUGGGAUAGAACAUAACAAGUAUUUGAAAAACUAUAGCUACAUUAGUAAAACUCCAGAGAUUCAGAUUUUUAGUAGAAACACACCAAGUCCUUCAUGUGCAGCAGUCCAAAAUCCACUAGUGCUAUUUAGCGUUUGGCCUCUGUUUGAACCAUAAAGUGUCUUUCUUGUGUUCUGAGGCAUACACACUGGCAACACUUGAAAAGUAUCUUACUAUAGUGAAGGACUUUGCAGGAAAUCCAGGAUCAAACAUGAUAUUUUAAAUAUAGAAUGUAGGAGGAGAAAUACUUGGCUGUUGCUAUUAUACACAUUCCCUAACUGCACGUGCAAUGUAUGUUGUAUGUAAUUUUCCCAGAGGAAGUUCCCUGCAAUUGGUCAUUUCUUCUUGGCAAGAUAAAAUACCCUUUCAAUGGUAUUAUUAAAAAAAGUAAAGCUCAAACAUUUUGUAUAUACAUCCACUUCUUACUCUAUUGUUUUGACAUGAAUUAAGUUUAUUUUGCCCUGUUAGGUUGUAGGAUGGGGGCACGUAGAAAGUUAUUUUGUUUUUAAAUGUCCAUUUUACAUAUCUUCUGAUUCAGAGCAGUUGCUAACCAAUAUCUACUUUUGAGGGAGUAGGUAGCUUUCAUUCAGUACCCCAAACUGAUUCGCUACAUUUCACAAGGCAUUGGUGAACACAAUCUCUUUCCUAAGAGCCAAAUAUAAACCACAGAUCAGGAAUUUCAAGAAAUUAGAGACCUGCAAAUGUUUUAUUUGCAUUGCCCAGUUAAAAAAAAAAUUUUAAACAGGCUUGAGGGACUCAGACAUAAUAAAGUUAUCACGACUCAAAUGACAGCACAUAAUCUACCUACAGUAGUUACGUGCCUGUCCUGAGCCUCUCACAGCAGUAAAGUAGAAUAAAUAUAUUCUAUCACAUUUUACUCUGUUUUCUCACAGCUAAGAAUUUUUAGAGUCCACAGAUCAGCUAACAUGCAAGAACUCAAUUUCCCUAAAUUAGAGGCCAACAUGAUGUUUCAGACUGAAAACCCUUGAAAAACAAAGUUUAGAGCGCCAGCUAUAGUACAGGGAGAGCGGGGUCUUCUGGAAACUCCUCCGGAAACUUUUCCCUGAAGGAAAAGGCUUCCUCAGUCUCUCUUCCUCCGAUUCCUACCCAUGCUCCUAUCGGUGCUCGUGGCCUAAGCUGGCUAAUCAGUUAUAAGUCAAGCUGUUGGAACAUGAAGCAAAACCACUCAGAUUACCCAAGUCAGAAACAGGACCUUGAUGUGACCUUACCAGGCUCAUAUCUAUAUACCAGCUAGCACAUGGACUAUUUUGCGCAACGCUGUCCAGAAACUACCAUGCAGGACUGAAUCAGUGAGCUGUUUGAAAACCCAAAUUAUUAGAGAUCUUCAUUUACUAAACCAAAGUCUGGUACCCGAGAAAGGCAUAAAACUAUUUGUAUGUGCUCUAUGACAGAAGAUGCUUUUUAUAGUAGUGUGUAGAAGUCACAUGCUGGCUUUCUUGUGGAAAAAUUUAGGCCAGUAUCACGUAAAUUUUUGGAGCAGAACUUUUUAGAGCUUAAUUUAUAAAAGGUAAGCCUUCAGUAAAGCCCUGUUACUUCUGUGACCCUACACUCAGUUUCACAGAGGCUCAUAGGCAUGGAAUAGUUGUAUCUCAAAGAUUUGUUUUGAGCGUUUCUGUACUGUGGAGAUAGCCCUUUUCGUUCAGCCGUUUCACCCCCCUGUACCUCAGAUUUCAACAACAUUCCACUACGCAUUUUUCUCCCUACAGUCCAUACUCUUUUGAAGGGCAGUUUUUGCUGACAAUCAGACAUAACCGCUCACAAUGACUAAGUAAGCAUGCACGUGUUCUUUAGCUAUGCUAAAAAGUGCAAUUAUUGAGGUUUUUGUCACUCCCAAAGUAAGUUUAAGCAAACAAAACUUGUACACCAUGCACACAGAAACCUUUCCUAGGCAUAAAGAUGUCAGAUAUUUUGUACGUUGUUACUAUUAAAAAUAUCAACAUAGGGCCAAGAUCUUCAUCUGGUUGUUGAUUUGCCUGGCAGUACUGUUCAUCGCCUGCGAUCAAAUUUAGAUGCACCUACAUGCAUCAGAUAUCGACUACUUAUAGAAAACUAGGUGGCAGACAACCAUUUCAGCCAGCAGAAGAAUGUUAAUCAGGUAAUAUAGCUGCUUUUAAUGACAGAAUUUGAUCAGUUUUCCUCUUGCCAUUUAAAAAGAUUAUAUUUAGACAAACUUUUAUCACUGUCUGACUGAGCAAACAAAAGCACACUAAGAAAUAAAAGACAGUCAGAAGUCUAGAGGUAACACAGAUAUCGUCACUGUGUUCAAUGUAACCAAUUAACCAGCUUAGGAGAACGUGUGAGAUAUCCAGAUGCAAGUGCUGAGGUAGCCUUUUGGGGGGCGAGGGGGAGACCAGGUGAGGCUAAGUCUCAGUCCAACAGUGUAGCCUUUACGUAAACCAACCAUUAUUGCCAUCACUUUUGAUGUUGAGAACAGCAGGCCUUUUGCUUAAGGCUUGCGCUGGCUGCAAGAUCAGGCCACCUGUGUACUUUGCUUUUCUCCUUUCUAAAAGUGUCUCUUUAGCUGUAAUGCUAAACAAAAGUUCCUUGAUUUCUUUAGUGAGGUAACAGAAUAAAUUCAAUGAACUAAGAAAGUUACUAAGCCUUAAUCUGGCUCUUUUAAACUUGUCUUGUUGUUUCUUAGUCACUGCCAAGAGGCAGGUGACCUGCAUUUUUGAUUUAUUAUGUUGCACUCUCUAAGACCCUAUCCGCAAGACUGCUUUUGUGCGCUAGGGGUAAUAUCAGUUAUAAAGGGAGAAUCUCCAAAUACUACAUUUUAAAAAUAACUUGUAAUAGGUCUAAUCAAGAUUUGCCUUACAAAUAAGAGCUUUAUAGCAAGCAUUUACUCGGUUUACACCAGUGUUUUACUUAAUUUUUAAUGCCUUUUUAUAGCAGUGAUAGACUUUACCUUAGAUAAUGGUACCUCUGUAUAGGAAAUAUUUUACUAUUUUUACCAGUUUUUUUUAAUUUUUCAUAUAAUAUAAAUGUAUAUCGUAAGGCGAUAAAUUCAACUUUGAUGUAACAAGCUUAUCACACAGGACCUAUUUCUCCAUUAUAAGAUUUUUGUAGUUAACCAGUCUAGUUCCAUAAUGUUGGCCUUUGAUCAUAAAUGUAAGCAUGCGAUAAAGGAGAAUAAAACUUUAUCAACAGCUAAUGCACAUUGUAGCACAAUAUUCUCCACUGCUGCCUUAAUCUCAUAAAAGGAAAUCAUAGGUUUUUAAUUUAUAUUCUAAAAAAGCCAAAAAACAGAGCAUCCUUUGGCUGCAGUUUUGUGUUGUUAGAGCACUUAAUAUUAAACCAAAUAAAUUAGCAUCCAAUAGAUCUACUUCCAAAGCAAGAGAUCACAUUGCAGUUUUCAAGAACACAUUUUCAAAGGAGUUCAAAACUUGCCACUAGUAAAGAAUAUUCUCCAAAGUGCCCCAGUGACCAAAAGCGUCCAAACAUAGCCACUGCAUUUUCACAUCUAAUUCCGCUAACUGUGCAAUCUGCAGGUCUCUCUGCCUAUUUUUUUUUUCCUUUUUGUAUGUCUUUGGUUAUCUGGGAGAAAUGGCAUUUCAGUUUUAUUUUUUGAAGGGGAGACACCUACAUGCUCGUGUGUGUAAUUAGAAACAACUACAUUUCUUAUAAAUGUGGAUGUGUGUGAUGUGUGCUGGUCAACUAUAAUUAAAAUGCUGAUAAAGAUGGUGAAUGUAUUGUCCUCAUUCCUCUGUCUUUCUGUGAUCAGGGUAAAUAAGAACUGUUUUAAGCUGUGCAUUAAUGUAACAGGUUAUUCCAAU